Messenger RNA from Saprolegnia parasitica CBS 223.65, 1146 nucleotides. RefSeq lists its product as hypothetical. Lineage: Eukaryota; Oomycota; Saprolegniomycetes; Saprolegniales; Saprolegniaceae. Bases 1 to 1146 code for a protein of 381 amino acids. Gene Ontology annotation, molecular function: chromatin binding. The record is from RefSeq and is a predicted model, not a curated record. The transcript has a single exon.
AUGGACGCCGACGCCCCGCGCCGCCGAUCGAUGCCAUCGCGCGAGGCGCGCAAUAGCGUAGCCAAUUAUGCAUGCGAGUCUCCGACGUACCUCGACUCGGCCGAGCGCCGGGCGAAGCGGACCAAGCCCAACGACGUGCCCAGCGACAACGAGACGACGACGACGACGGCGCCGGCCUGCGACGACGACUCGGCGAUCGAAGUGGGCAACUGCGUCCUCGUCGACUUGGGCCGCGACUACGAAGGCGUCGCUGUUGUCCGCAGUAUGCAGUCGCUUGCGCGCCCAUCGACGGCGAGCACAUUUGUCGGGCAGUGGUUCUAUCGGGCCGAAGACAUUGCCCCGGAUAUUUUGCAAAAGCUGGAGACGCCCGUUCUGCAGCGCGAGGUCUUCUUCUCGACGCAAACGGAUCGGAAUCUGCUCAAGCACGUGCGUGGGACGUGCAAGGUCGUGUCCGCACUCGACUUUAUGGACCGCCUCAACGUCAUCCGCCAAGGCCACGAGAUCGACUCGGACGACGAGGAGAAGAGGUUCAUUUGCCGCUUCCGGUACAAUCCUGAGAACCUUCACCAGCCUUUCGUGGAGCUCCAAGAGCACGAGAUCCGCUUCAACUACGCGGCGGCUGCCAAGAUUGGCGUGGCCCAUCAGGUCGGGCCACUUCCCCGCGUCGAAACGAGCCUCCGCGAGCGCUACCUCGCCGACGUCGCGGACCGACCGCACCCACGCGCACUGCACAUGUGGUCGCCAUCGACCAUGGACGCCCACCCGUUCCUCUUCAAAAAGUACCUUGGCAUGCUCGAUGUCGUGCGGUAUGGUGUCGGCAACAUCGUCAAGACAUAUCGGAAGGCGUCGCUGGCGUCGACGGUCGCCGCGCAUGUGCGGGGCCUCGUGUUUGCGUACAACGACGACGGCACGCUCGGACUCAUCACGUCGGACGGCGCCAACCUCGGUAGCGUCCAGAAGAGCGACGUGACGUCCGUGCUCACGGACGACCGCGCAAUGCACCACUUUCACGCGACCAAGUGCAACGUCGCGCACGCCAUGCAGCUUGCGACGACCGAGUACAUGGCGCUGCAGGAGCACGAGCGCGUGCUCUACCGACGCGAAGUCGAAAUCAACUGCCAUUCGUCCAAAGUGAGUCUAACUUAA